Messenger RNA from Monodelphis domestica (gray short-tailed opossum), 6324 nucleotides. RefSeq names its product solute carrier family 30 member 1 (gene SLC30A1). NCBI's taxonomy places the organism in Eukaryota, Metazoa, Chordata, Mammalia, Didelphimorphia, Didelphidae. Gene Ontology annotation, cellular component: endoplasmic reticulum; Golgi apparatus; membrane. Gene Ontology annotation, molecular function: calcium channel inhibitor activity; zinc ion transmembrane transporter activity. Gene Ontology annotation, biological process: detoxification of zinc ion; zinc ion transmembrane transport; intracellular zinc ion homeostasis. The record is from RefSeq and is a predicted model, not a curated record.
GCAAAGUUUUUUUGUAAACCGUCUGCAAAGGCGGGGGGGUGAGGAGAGAGCCCGAGACGGGGCCGAGUGCAGCCGCCUCCUCCUUCUUCUCCUCCUUUUCGCUUCUUCUCCUUUCCUCUGCCGCCUCCUUCCCUCUCUCCGGCUACUCAGCUCGUCUGUGGCCAGAGCCAGACCGAGGAUUCGCGGGAUCGAGGAGCCCGCAGUCCGGAGUCCCCGCGGCCACAGAUGCCCGGCCCCCUCUCCCGGCGCGGAGCUGCUCCUCACCCGGCGCCGUCGCUGCCUCAGCCCCCGCCCUCUUCCCUUUCCUCGGCUCCGGGCGCCGGCUUCAGCUGCCUGUCGGCUCCACCACCAAGCCCCCGGAAAGAAGCCGUGAGCCUUCCCUCGGCUUUGGCUCCGACUCGGGCGCCGGCUCUGAGGGGAGCUUGAGGUGCUCUGCCGGGUCCCGCAGGGUCUUCUUACUCCGGUCCCGAAGGACUCGGCGGUAGUAGUUGGGAGGAAGGUCGGUUCCUUGAGGCUCCCAGGAGUCCCGGCCGGACUUAGGACCGCGCGGGGUCACUCUCGCUAGGGGAGUCUCUUCUGCCCGCCCGCGGGCUUCAGAGUAGCUGCGUAGGGCCCGUCCCGGGCUUGACGAAUCCCGAAGCCAUGGGGUGCUGGGGUCGGAACCGGGCCCGGCUGCUAUGCAUGCUGUCGCUGACCUUCAUGUUCAUGGUCCUGGAGAUGGUGGUGAGCCGGCUGACUUCGUCGCUAGCGAUGCUCUCGGACUCGUUCCACAUGCUGUCCGACGUGCUGGCCCUCAUCGUGGCCUUGGUGGCGGAGCGCUUCGCCCGGCGGACCCAGUCCACCCAGAAGAACACGUUCGGCUGGAUCCGGGCCGAGGUGAUGGGCGCCCUGGUGAACGCCAUCUUCCUGACCGGCCUCUGCUUCGUCAUCUUGCUGGAGGCCAUCGAGCGCUUCAUCGAGCCCCACGAGAUAAAGCAACCGCUGGUGGUCCUCGGGGUCGGUGUGGCGGGGCUCGUGGUCAACCUGCUGGGACUCUGCCUCUUCCACCACAAUGGCUUCGGGCAAGGCGGUGAGUCCGGCGGUGGCCACGGCCACUCCCACGGGGGCCACGUCCACGGCCACAGUCACGGCAAGGGGGUCCGGGGCAAGAGCAACCGCAGCGGGGGCAACAACAGCAACCUGACGGAGAGCGAGCGGGCCGCCGACGGGGAGGAGACCAACAACUUGGUCAUCAGUAGCAGCAAAUCGAACGGGAUGAAGCUGGAACGAGAAGAAGAACAAGAUGGAGACCGAACAAUGGAUGUGCAAGUUAAUGGGACCCUUAUUGUUGAUGAUUCAGACAAUUUAGAUUCAGAAGAUGAAGAUAAUAGGGGACAACUUAACAUGCGUGGAGUUUUUCUGCAUGUCUUUGGAGAUGCCUUGGGUUCGGUAAUUGUAGUGAUAAACGCCUUGGUCUUUUUCUUUUCUUGGAAAUCUUGUCCCGAAGGAGAGAUCUGUAAGAACCCAUGUGUCCCUGACCCCUGCGAGGCAUUUGUAGGUAUAAUUAAUAGUACUGAUCCAGUAGGUGAGGUUGGUCCUUGCUGGGUGCUAUAUUUAGAUCCGACUCUUUGUCUUGUAAUGGUUGGAAUACUUUUUUAUACUACUUAUCCAUUACUUAAGGAAUCUGCCCUUAUCCUUCUGCAAACUGUACCUAAACAAGUAAAUAUCAGAAAUUUGAAAAUGGAACUUCGAGAUGUUGACGGAGUGGAAGAAGUUCAUGAAUUGCAUGUUUGGCAGCUUGCUGGAAGUAGAAUCAUUGCCACUGCUCAUAUAAAAUGUCGAGACCCUGCAUCCUACAUGGUGGUGGCUAAAAGCAUUAAGGACGUUUUUCAUAAUCACGGAAUCCAUGCCACUACUAUUCAGCCUGAAUUUGCUAGUGUAGGUUCUAAAUCAGGUGUUGCCCCAUGUGAGCUUGCCUGUAGAACUCAAUGUGCAUUGAAGCAAUGUUGUGGGACAGCACAAAAAAACAAGGAAACAGAAAAGGCCCCAAUUAGCAUUUCUUGUUUAGAACUUAGUGACAAUUUAGAGAAGCAGCCCAGGAGGACUAAAAUUGAAAAUAUACCUGCUGUUAUGAUAGAUAUAAAGAAGAUGCCAAACAAGCAACCUGAAUCAUCUAUGUAAGUUUUCAAAACAUGUGAUGUUCAACUUGUUUUCAUCUACAAGAGAAAGAGACUCUCCAUUGAAAUCCUAAGUUUGCCAAGUAGUAUAAUUGCUGAAGUCCUUGUUUUGGUCACACUGUUUAAUUCUAUUUUUGUAAGAACAUAAUGGAAUUGCAUAACACAAAGUUUUAUAUAUUACAACUUUGUGAUUAUCAGUGCACAGUACAGCUAUGCUGUAACAAUAUUGGAAAGCCAGUUUUAACACUAUGUUACAUUUUUUUUUGUUAAAAGUAAGUAUAAACCUUGUAUAACAUAAUGAUACUUUUGAUUUCAGUUUUCCCAUAGCAAAACUUAAUUGGGGAUAAAUAAAUUAAAAUUAAUUUGUUACUAGAAUUUCUCUGCUUUGUCUUUCCCCUCCAAUGUUUUACUUUUAUUUGAGAAUUUUUGAUGAAACUUGAAAUAGUACUGUUUUUUGUUUCCUUAGACAUUUUAGAUUACAUUUUCCUUCCCCUUUCGAAAUUAUUACAUAGCAUAAUGGUAGCAUAAAAAAAAAAUACCGACUCAUGGAUGUUAAUGGGAAAAGUUAUUCCAUUUUUUUUCAUGUGGAGCAAUUUUAUCAUUUUACCAAGAAAAAGAUCAAUUACUAUCUUGUAUUAAGUUCUGUUCUUUAUUGCUGAGUAUUAUUCCAAUUGAAAUGUGAGACAAUUAAAUGGGAAACUUCCGUUUUAUGUACAUAAUAGGUUUGAAAAAGAGUAUAAAAGUUAACCCAACUGAACGUCAUUUAGAUUCUUUUAUAGCUUGUUAAUGUGUAGAAGAACAUUUAAAUUGUUUGAAAACUUUAUGCAUAAAACUUGUCUUUCAAAAAAAUUAUGAAAAUGUACAUUUUAUAGAGGUGUUCACCAGCAUUGUUUAUAUUUGGGAAAAGAUUGAUCUCCAUUAAUAAUACUGAAGGCUCAAAGGUUUACUCAAAAUAUCUAUAUAAAACAAAAGGUAUUUUAAAAGAUAUUAUAUGUAGUUUACUUAACUCUUUAAUGGGUGUUUCAAAGAUGCUGUUCUCUCAAAUUAUUUCAUGGCAUCUGUCCCCAAAUAGAUUUUUAAGAAAGCUAUCUAAGCAUUACAAGCAGUGUUUUUGUUUCUUUGUGAGCCACUAAUUAGGGAAGAAAAAAAUUAGGAGGCUGUCACUUGAGUAUUAAAUCCUUUAAAAUUAAAUUCAUAAUUAAGGCUGGACUCUCUCACUUCUAUAAUGUCUUGUCAUUGCUCAGGUCUUCCAACAGUGACUUAUUUUGAAUAUAUAGUCUAACACCUACAUUUGAACUGACUGAACUAUGACGGAAAUUGCUUUUAGCUAUUUUCUUAUUGCUGUUCUUUUUAAGUACAGUUACUUAAACAGUAUUUAAGAAGUUGAAAAGUCUCGAACGGAAGAAUCAUUAUGCUUUUUUAUUAAGCAUAACUUUUUUGUCUGUAAUGAGACUAAUAUUGAUACAUCAGUUAUCAUUCAUAGAAAUAUUUUGCCAAAAGCAUAGUGUCCUGACUACUUAAGUUGUUUUUAUAGAUGACUACUUCUGGGAAUGUCUAUCUUUUUGAAUUAGAUAACAAUUCACUAUUUAAAUGCAAAGUUUAAGAUAAAGAUAUUAAAAAAAGACUGGAAUUAGAAAUUUCUUUUUUAGUAUAUAAUCUUUGUAGUAGCAGGCAUAGGUUUUCCCCCUCUAGUAUAUGCCUGUUGCUGGCAAUAGGCUUAUUAUUUUUUAAAUAGGCCAUAUUAAUGGACAGCGUAUAUUCCAUUAAGAAUGAGAACAAGUUGUGUUUGAAUAAUAACAACGGGAACACAGUUUAUAAAAUCAGGCUUGCUAAAAUGGGCCAAAACUGUAACCUGACAAUUGGGGUCUCUUCAUACUAUUUUGCCGAUAUUACCCUUAUAAUUCAAUUGAUAAUUCCUAAACUGAUAGGUAUCUUUAAUUUUUCAUAAAUUUGAAGUUUGCUUUUUUAAAAACAAUAUAGGGGAGUCUCAUGUGGGUAAACAAGAAAGCUGCUAAUUGUACCGUUAUCAUGUGCAUUUCUGAUUUAACAUUUUAAACUAUGGAAUCUUUUAUUAAGGUAUUUCAAAGCUGAGUUUAUAUUUUGUAAACAUUUCAGUAAUAAUAACAAAAAGAUAACUAGUAAAAUAACAUCCAAGAAGGGUUCUCUGAACAAAUGCAGUGUUUCCUAAAGAAUCGAGGUUUUAAAAAUAGAAGCACAGGACAAGGGCUAUGUUUUUCUCAAAAGUACUAUAAAAGUAACCAGUAGGUCUAGUUAUCUGGUUUUUCAUAACUUGUUUUAAGUAGUUUAUAUAUAAUGCAUAAAGUGGUACCCUAGUGUGUUCCUUCUCAAAGUAGUUUGUUAUUUAAUAACAAAGGCAGUGGGCACUGACUCACCUUUUGAUUUUUAUCAGAGAAACAAUGUUUCUCUCUACAAUGCACUUUCUAACCCAUGUUUUACUUAAAUGAAAAGUUACGUUGAAAAACCAUGGUUUUUUGUUGUUUUUUUUGGUUUGGGUUUUGUUUCUUUUGUUUUGUUUGUAUUUAGAAUUCUUACAAUUUCAAUCCCUUUUGCCUUUAUGAAAGGAAAUGAGGGAAUCCUCCCUCAAAUUCUUAGGGCACGUGAGCCCAAUAUUUAAGGAAAAAAAAAACAACCCAUUUUAUAUGUCUGCACCAGUUCUAUCGCCUUGCAGCUUUUAAGCUGGCUUUUCCUUUGUGAGUAAGAUUAGUGAGUUUGUAAUAUGGGCACUUAGAAUUUUGUCUGUUGUCCAUCUUAUAGGAAGGAGGUACUCUAUGUGCCUGAAUUAAAACCAAUCCAGAAAACUUUUUUUUUUUUUUCCAAGCCAAAUGCAGCCUUAAUUAAGGGAGAAUAGAUUCUCCAUUGUGACAUUUUAGCUUGUAUGAUUAUUGAAUUAGUAGGUUUGGAGUACAUAUCUGCAUUAAGAAAGAUAUGAAUUAGAAAACCUAUUUUUCACAGUGUAUUUGAAUGCCUUUUGGUGGGGGGAGGGGAAGAAUGCCAUAUUUCUGAGGCAAGCAAUUUGAGUAGGAAUUUUUUUCUAUCAAAUAUUUCAUGGAAAAUCUAUUAAAAAGGGUGUGCUGUAUGUAAUGUGAGGGAAACAUUUUUGUUUUAUUUUUUAAAAACUUCCAUUUAAAUUAAUGUUCAUGUUUUUGUUUUUCUGAAUUGAAAAACUUGAAAACAUUAAAGGAAAUAACUGGGUUAUAACAUGAAAAUAUUUAAAGUGGGAUAACUGUAGGGUCCUAGUACUCUCUUUUUAUGAGAAAGCUAUAAAUGUCACAUCUUCACCUUUUGUCUUAAUGUCUUCACAAAGAGUAUGAAAAAACAUGUGGAGAGUAACUUGGUUGAUAUGCUGAAGCUCUUAAAACCACAUAGAAAUAUUUAAUACUGAUUUUCAAUGUAAUGGUGAAUCACAGAACAGUGUUAAAACUUGGCGAGGAGCAGAAGAAACUUUUUUCUCCUUCCUUUUUCUGUUUAAUAUUAGAUCUGAGUCAAACUUACUAUUUGACCAUCUCUGAAAAGGAGUUUAAUAACAUCAUUUUGAUGCAGCUUUACAGACCUUGUGUAUAACUGCGAUUUCAUUUUACUGACAAAACCUUGGAAUAUCUUAGCAAUCAUUUUCACUGGUAAAGGGCCUCUUGUGUGUCCUACAAUUUAAACCUUUAAACCAAAAAUCUUACGGUCCAGUGUCUUUGACAAAAAGAUACUGAAGGGAAUGUAGCAUACAAUUGACAUAUAUGGUUGUACACGAGAAAUCUUUCUCAAGACACAGAAAUUGCCAUGUUAUCGUUCUGCCUUGAAACAGCACAAUGAAAGUAUGUCAGUGUAUGCUGUGAUUCUUUAUGGAACUUUCAUAAUGUAGUUUUGGUGUCUGCUAUUGCCAGCUAUUUAGGCAGAAUGUGGUGCAGUUUUAUGCAGUUGUCAUCUCAUGAAAUGCAGAUACAAAUAUAUUUUCUGUGUAAAAUUUUAUCUUACCGAUUUCGGUGUGUUUUUUAUAUGUUUUAUGACUGUACAUUGUUUUCCAAAGCUGUUCCUACCUCACCAUGAGGCUUUAUGAAUUGUUAUGUAUUAUAAAUGUUCUAUAUGAGACAGGCUACUGUGUUUCCCCCUCUCUUCUCAUUUAUUAAAAGUAGAAAAAUAAACUAAUUUUUACAUA